AUUCUCUAACAUUUUGUGCGCGUGCGUCUUGUUUUCAUCGUGGAAGCGGGAGACAACGUUGCUAGCUAGCCAGAAAUUCGGAGUUGUUCAUUAUUUCGUUGAUUUUAAUUUGUAAACUAUUUCAAAUGGAUAUAGAGGGUGGUACAUAUGAACCCGGAUUCGUUGGGAUUCGAUUUUGUCAAGAAUGCAACAACAUGUUGUAUCCCAAAGAAGACAAGGAGAAUCGAAUCCUGCUCUAUGCAUGCAGGAACUGUGACUAUCAACAAGAAGCAGACAACAGCUGCAUCUAUGUCAACAAGAUCACCCAUGAAGUUGAUGAGCUGACGCAGAUAAUUGCAGAUGUGUCUCAGGAUCCAACGCUACCCCGGACAGAGGAUCACCCCUGCCCAAAGUGCGGUCACAAGGAGGCAGUGUUUUUCCAGUCCCACAGUAUGAAGGCUGAGGAUGCCAUGAGGCUGUACUAUGUCUGCACGGCCCCUCACUGUGGACACCGCUGGACGGAGUGAAGAAGAGGUCAGAUGUAUGCAUCCACAGCGUCUGCUGUCACCCAACAGGCUACUGCGUCUCACUGGUUCACUGUGGCUUAAAUCAGAAUGACUGAUUGUUAUGUGGGUCUAAAAUACUCAGCCAAAUCAGAAACUUUAUUUACAGGAAUACUAACUUUUUGUGUUAGUUCUUCAUCAUCUUGUUGGCGUGUAUGUCGUGGUACUGCUAAGAUUUGUAUGGACCACUUAAAUCCCAUGUAUUACCUUGUUGUGGAGGAACACCUAACUGUUGGGACAUUGUGUUAAUAAUGUAUUAGCUCUAGUACUUUUUUCAGAUAUUUGUCUUAUUAUAGUUUUUUUUAACUGGGAGAAAUAAAAUACAAAAUAAAACUUUU
This is a messenger RNA of Oncorhynchus kisutch (coho salmon), 880 nucleotides long. RefSeq names its product RNA polymerase II subunit I (gene polr2i). Bases 126 to 506 code for a protein of 126 amino acids. The record is from RefSeq and is a predicted model, not a curated record. Gene Ontology annotation, cellular component: RNA polymerase II, core complex. The transcript is spliced from 6 exons. Gene Ontology annotation, biological process: maintenance of transcriptional fidelity during transcription elongation by RNA polymerase II; DNA-templated transcription; transcription-coupled nucleotide-excision repair. Gene Ontology annotation, molecular function: zinc ion binding; nucleic acid binding; DNA-directed RNA polymerase activity. NCBI's taxonomy places the organism in Eukaryota, Metazoa, Chordata, Actinopteri, Salmoniformes, Salmonidae.